AUGAAUCAUGCCAAUGUGCUUUUGAAAAGGUCAAAUAUUUGUUGUGCACUUACCCUGUAUUUAUGGCACCUGCCUUUCCCGUUAGCUGUCGAUGCCAGUGAUUUUGGUGCUGGUGCUAUUCUAUUACAAUCUGACGACAAAGAAAGUGGAAGGCAACGUAUUAUUAUUCACAUCCAAGAUGUCAAUGACGAACUACCUUAUUUCAUCAAUCGUCCAUUACCAAUGCAAACAGUUGUCCAACUUAAUGCUGUACCUGGCACACCAGUCUUUAAACUUCAGGCUAGAGAUCCAGACACGGAUCACAAUAUUCAUUAUGUGUUGGUCCGAGACAGAACUGGAGGUCGGUUUGAAGUGGAUGAACGAUCUGGAGAGGUGAGAACCAGAGGAAAAGAGCCAUUCAUGUUGGACAAAGAAUAUGUCUUAUAUGUUAAGGCAGAAGAUCGCAACGGGAAACUCGGUCAAUAUAACUACCAAUCUACACCUGAGAUGAGACUGUCCAUUAUGGGAGGAAAAAGGGCUCCACAAUUCUACAUGGAAAAAUACAAGACGAGUAUUCCAGAGAGCCAAAAGAAAGAUUCCGACAUUAUUGAAGUCAAGGCUAAGUCGUUCGCAGAUCGACAGAUUCGCUAUACUUUACGUGCCAUAGGGUCAGGAGCUGGAACUUUCAACAUAGACCCAUCUGUUGGGAUUGUCAAAUUAGCCAAGGAUCUUGACUACGAAGAUCUUCGACAACCCAAGACUUAUUCUUUGGUAGUAACAGCAACAGAAGACUCAGGAGGCUUCUCAACGUCUGUCGACUUAACAAUUACAGUGAAUGAUGUAAACGACAAUUCUCCUCGUUUUGAACUUCCUGAUUACCAGGCUCAUAAUGUAGACGAAGAUGUUCCAUACGGAACGUCUAUUUUACGAGUUUCUGCAUCAGACUUAGAUUCAGGUAAAAACGCUGAAAUAACAUACAUUGUCCAGAGUAAAGACUUCACAAUUGACGAUAGAGGAAUCAUCUAUUCAAAUAAAAGAUUGGAUGCCGAUAUAAACAACACAUACGUGUUAACUGUUGAGGCCACUGACCGCGGAGACCCUCAGCUGACCGGAACAGCUACAGUCCGAAUUUAUACGGAAAACAAAAACGAUGAAUUUCCAAAAUUUAGUCAGGACGUCUACACACCUAAUGUUGACGAAAAUGCAGGACCUAAUACCCUAGUGACUACAGUAGUAGCCAGUGAUAAGGAUGGCGAUAAUAUACAUUUUGGAUAUGUAGGAGGAGGGACCGUCUCGGGCAUGUUCCAAAUCGAAGAAAGGACGGGCGUAAUUCGAUUGAUUAAUGGAAAGAUCAAGUUAGAUAAGGAUAAGUAUGAAUUGAACGUUACUGCUACUGAUGAUGGUUCCUGUUGCAAGGAUGGCAGAUUAACACCACAUACAAGUACAGCUUUAGUUGUAGUGUUUAUUACUGACGUAAAUGACAACAAGCCUGAGUUUGAGGAUUGUGACACCUACUCACCUACAGUGGAAGAAGGAGCGCCUAGUGGCACUACCGUUAUUACAGUUAAAGCUACGGACAAAGACAAAGGCCAUAAUGGAUUGAUCAGCUACAGCAUAGUCAAACAACCUAACCAGAAAGGAGCCAAGUUUGUUGUGGAUGAAAUCUCUGGCGUUCUAACAGCUAACAAGGUAUUUGACAGAGAAGGAGAAGAUGGGCGGUUUGUAAGUGUGACAGUAAAGGCUACGGAUAGAGGAAGCCCCCCUCUUGAGGGAGCGUGUUCUUUUAAGGUAGAGAUCACAGACAUCAAUGACAACCCGCCACUUUUUGAUCGACAAGAGUAUAAAGAGCAUGUGAAGCAGGAUACGCCAGUUGGGACUAACAUUCUCAGAGUGUCAGCUUCGGAUGAAGAUGCUGACGACAAUGGAGCUGUAGUGUACAACUUGUCAGCCCCUUAUGACCCGUCGGACUUUAGCUACUUCAAAAUUAACCCUGAAUCUGGCUGGGUCAUACUUCAGAAAGCACUAGACCGAAAACAUUACAACUUACAAGCUAUUGCUUUAGAUAAAGGAAAACCACAGCAUCAUGCUACAGUUGAGUUGACAAUAGAAGUUGUAAAUAGAGACAGCAACCCUCCAGUGUGGGACCAACCUGUCUAUGGACCCAUUGUAAUCAAAGAGAACUUAGGACGUGGAGAAGUGGUUACUUCUAUCAAAGCUAGAUCAGGCAUCCCGGACGAGCCAACCGUUUUUUACACCCUGAUGAGAGGAAGCAAUGAACAAACAAACAGCAAGGAUACGUUCUAUCUGACUCCUAGACAAGGAAGCAACAACGAGAUGUGGGCUGAUAUAAUGGUUAACAAUCCCUUAGACUACGAACGUCUACAGCAGUAUAAUUUGACAGUACGAGUUGAGAAUAAUGGACAUAACAUAUUAGCUGCGGAAUGUACGGUUUACGUCACGCUAGAAGACGUAAACGAUGAAAUUCCUUUAUUUAUUGAGACAGAACAGGAAACAGUACUAGAAGGCGUGCCUCCAAUGACCAAAGUGACCACUGUGACUGCUGUUGAUAAAGAUGGGACAUAUCCAAACAAUAAGGUAACCUAUAAAAUCGAAGAAGGAGACGAUAAAUUCUUCACUAUUGACAAGGAAUUAGGUAUAAUUUACACAAAGAUUGAGUUCGACAGAGAAAUUAAACAGGCUUACGCUAUUAAAGUAUCAGCUGAAGACGGAGCUCUUUCCGAUCGACCUCAUGAGAAAUUUGGUACUGCUAAACCAAAUAAAGUUCUACAAUGAGUUACUCUCGUCCAGCUUGAACUCCACUGAUACGCUGUAUUUUGCUCAACAAAUCUAUGAAAGUUACACUUACUGUCAGAUAAAACUUACGUUUUUUACGUCCUGGAUCAGGGAUAAACAUUAAUUACGUUACUUGAUGCUUAAGAGUAACAUGUUCGCUCGUUAAACUUGUUUUAUUUUUCACAAUAAUUAAAUCUUCUCGAUACAGCAGUGAUUAAUUUUCAACUGUUGCCAGACUUUGUUUAAUGGUUGGAACGUGCUUAAGCCUACUACUUCAAUAUUUCCAGUGAAUGCAGU
This is a messenger RNA of Limulus polyphemus (Atlantic horseshoe crab), 3069 nucleotides long. RefSeq names its product neural-cadherin-like. The transcript has 14 exons. NCBI's taxonomy places the organism in Eukaryota, Metazoa, Arthropoda, Merostomata, Xiphosura, Limulidae. The record is from RefSeq and is a predicted model, not a curated record. Bases 1 to 2772 code for a protein of 923 amino acids. Gene Ontology annotation, cellular component: plasma membrane; cell-cell junction. Gene Ontology annotation, molecular function: calcium ion binding. Gene Ontology annotation, biological process: homophilic cell-cell adhesion.